AAAAUUUAUAAAUAGUAUUUUUAGCGCUGCUGUAACUUUCAUUUCUUUCUCCUUGUCUCUCUGCGCUUCUGUCCCAUCACCUCCCUGUCUCUCUGUAGUCUCUGAAGUCCAGAAGGUCUAAUUAUUCUCAAAUAGAGGAGACUAGGUGAACAGAAUUUUCUUCCUUUUUGUGUAAAGAAUAAGGACAAUCCAACGCACCCUUUGAGGAGAGAAGAAAUAAGCAAAAUUGAGAAGCUUUUUCCUGGUAUUCCCACCUUGAUUUUGCAAUUUAGUGGGGAAUAAUACUCCAAGUUUGUGUUUAGCAAUCAAAUCCUGAUUGGGGUUCUUGGGAUUUUGGCUUAGACUGUAAAGAUGAUGAUGUUUGAGGAGAUGGGGUUCUGUGGUGAUCUUGAUUUCUUCCCGGCUGCACUCAAGGAGCCUGCUGAUGUGGUUGCUCCGCCGCCUCUGCCGCCUCCUAUGGAGGCGGGGGAGGCGGUGGUGGUGGAGGAUGACUAUAGCGACGAAGAAGAGAUCGAAGUAGAUGAGUUGGAGAGGAGGAUGUGGAGGGACAAGAUGAAGUUGAAGAGGCUCAAGGAGAUGAAUAGGAGUAGUAACGAUGGCGUGGAUUCUGCGAAGCAACGCCAGUCUCAGGAGCAGGCGAGGAGGAAGAAGAUGUCUCGGGCGCAAGACGGGAUCUUGAAGUACAUGUUGAAGAUGAUGGAGGUGUGUAAAGCUCAGGGUUUCGUUUACGGGAUUAUCCCGGAGAAGGGGAAGCCCGUGAGCGGGGCGUCUGAUAAUCUCAGGGAGUGGUGGAAGGAUAAGGUGAGAUUCGAUCGGAAUGGUCCAGCUGCCAUAGCAAAGUACCAAGCAGAGAAUGCGAUCCCGGGGCAAAACGAGGGCGCUGAACCGGUCGGUCCAACGCCUCAUACCUUGCAGGAGCUUCAAGACACUACCCUUGGGUCCUUGCUUUCAGCUCUGAUGCAGCAUUGUGACCCCCCGCAAAGGCGGUUUCCCUUAGAGAAAGGCGUUCCCCCGCCCUGGUGGCCCACGGGGAACGAGGAGUGGUGGCCUCAAUUGGGGCUACAGAAGGAGCAAGGGCCUCCCCCUUAUAAGAAGCCUCACGAUUUGAAGAAGGCGUGGAAGGUCGGUGUCCUCACCGCUGUCAUCAAGCAUAUGCACCCCGAUGUGGCUAAGAUAAGGAAGCUCGUUAGGCAAUCGAAGUGUUUGCAAGACAAGAUGACAGCCAAGGAAAGUGCCACUUGGCUUGCCAUCAUUAACCAAGAGGAGUCCUUGGCUCGGGAGCUUUACCCCGAUCGCUGCCCGCCUUUGUCCUCAGCUGGCGGGAGUGGAACGUUCGCCAUGAACGACAGUACCGAGUACGAUGUUGAAGGGAUUGACGAUAGACCCAACUUCGAUAUUCACGAGCAAAAACCGAGUAACCUGAGUUUGUUGAAUUUGGGGGUCGAGAGAUUCCAAGACGGGCUAAUGGUGCAACAGCCCCCUCAUUCAAUCAAGGAUGAUAUCAAUAUCGUCACCAACUUCGAUUUCACAAGGAAGAGGAAGCCGGGAAGUGACCUGCCUAUUCUGUUGGAUCACAAGAUCUAUACAUGUGACUCCCUUCGAUGUCCUCACAGCGAGAUUCGUCUCGGUUUUCCAGACAGAUCAGCCCGAGAUAACCAUCAAUUAUCUUGCCCUUACAGGAAUUCUGCACAAUUUGGUGUGUCACAGUUUCAUAUUAACGAACCCAAACCGCCAGUCUUUUCCCAACAGUUUGUUCAACCCAAGACUGCCUCUCUGCCAGUCAAUUCAGCCCCGUUGUCCUUCGAUCUCUCGGGACUCGGGGUACCAGAAGACGGGCAAAGGACGAUUAACGAUCUCAUGUCUUUUUACGAAACAAACAUUCAGGCAAACAAAAACUCCUGUUCUGCCAAUGUUGCUGCUACCAAAGACCAUUCUCUUCAACAACCUAGUAUUCACUCCCAACAGGACAAGUACCUCCAAAAUCAACGAGCCAUGAUGGAGGGGAUGAUCUUCGAGGACAGUAAUCGCCCCAUGGUUCCACCCGGAGACCGGUUCGAUCAGUGCAAGGUUUUGAACUCUCCUUUCGGUCCACUUUUCAAUGGAAACUCUAACGAGGCUUUCCCCUUCAUGUUUGGCUCCCCAUUCAACCUACAACCCGUCGACUACAAUGAAGGUUUACCCGGUGCUGCCCGGGAUGCCAUGCCAAAGAAAGACGUUCCCAUUUGGUACUAGCCCAAACAUUGCCAAAUUAUCAGCUUUUUCGGGUCUAUGGAUCACAAUCGAUCUGCGAUGGUCAGUUUGACUUAUAGUCGCGCUUACAGUUAUUGUAGUAACAGUAUUUCCUUGUAGCCUAUGCAUAGUAAGACAAGGUGGGGAAGUGGGCAGGGAGGAACCAUCUGCUCAAGUAUUUGCUGAUUGUUCCAUAAAUAAGCUACUCUAUUUUGAUUCUGUUUAUGUAAUAGAUUAGAGAAUGCAAUAUUUUGCUGUCUAUAAUGUUGUCUAUGUUUGGCUAUACAUUAUAUUGUCCUAAUGGCAUUUUGAUGCUUUGAUGUAAGUUUGUGUGACUAUUCAAAAACUAGGUUGUGUUGUGUA
Messenger RNA from Ipomoea nil (Japanese morning glory), 2592 nucleotides. RefSeq names its product ETHYLENE INSENSITIVE 3-like 1 protein. The transcript has 2 exons. Gene Ontology annotation, molecular function: DNA-binding transcription factor activity; DNA binding. The record is from RefSeq and is a predicted model, not a curated record. The coding region runs from base 352 to 2232 and encodes 626 amino acids. Gene Ontology annotation, cellular component: nucleus. Lineage: Eukaryota; Viridiplantae; Streptophyta; Magnoliopsida; Solanales; Convolvulaceae.